Messenger RNA from Strongylocentrotus purpuratus (purple sea urchin), 5415 nucleotides. RefSeq names its product tectonin beta-propeller repeat-containing protein 2 (gene tecpr2). Bases 144 to 5144 code for a protein of 1666 amino acids. Lineage: Eukaryota; Metazoa; Echinodermata; Echinoidea; Camarodonta; Strongylocentrotidae. Gene Ontology annotation, molecular function: protein binding. The record is from RefSeq and is a predicted model, not a curated record. The transcript is spliced from 15 exons.
UCUAUUUUGGACGUUUAGCCAAAACAAAACUGGACGACCAACUUCUGUACAAAUAGGAGGAUAUCACUUCCACUAAAUGACGAUGUUACUAGAAGUACUCGGUCAUUCUAUGCUUUGUGAUUGAUGCUGUUCAGUUUGUAAAAAUGGGAUGGGAAUAUCAAACAGAGCAAGAAGGAGAAGACAUAAUUUCUCCAGUUGGUUUAAGGAUGGCGAGCAGGCCAGUAUCUAUCCUGGAGCUGGUGACUCUGAGGGAAUAUGCCCCUUUGGAUUCCCUCUUUCGGCUGCUUCCCAAGAAGGCUCAGAGAGUACUUGCUCUCAGUCAGGCCAACAUUGAUGUAGAAUUGACGUGUGUUGAUGCAAGCAGCGAAUUCAUUGUGCUAGGAUCUAACAUCUCUAUCGUGUAUGUGUUUGACAGGCAGGAGCAGCAGCUAGCAAAGUUGAGAUGUGAGGAUAAGUACUGUCAGGUAACUAGUGUAAAGCUGUUGACUUGCUUGGAUCAUCAACUGGCUGUAGGGACUUCCAACGGACAUGUUGAGAUCUUUCUACUUCCAUCAAGAUCACAUGGACAUUCAGUACAGGCCAAGAAAUUUGUGAUAGAGAACUUGCACCAAACCAACCCUGUGACGUGUCUAGAAUGGAGUAGUAACGGUAUGAAACUCUUUUCUGGAGACAGCCAGGGUAGAGUGGUCCAGACAGCGGUAGACUUCUAUGAGAAUCAAUGUCAAGCGUCAUGUGUGGUAACAGAGGAGGAAGCUGUGGUACAGCUCAGCUAUGCCCACAAGAAACUGCUUGUAUCCACCACAGCACGCACUAUCAUCUGCACACCAGAGGAUGAUAACAAGAUAGUACAGGUCGGACAGCAGCCCAGGAAGUCCAAAGGUAGCUAUGGUGCCCACUUUGUGCCAGGCCUCUGCAAACCCAGCGAUGCCACCACCUACAUCUCCAGACCGGGCUGGAGACUAUGGCACACCAACACCGAGGGGACUGUCCUGGAAACCAUCAUGUUCAAAGACCUCAUCAGCAAGGAGCAUCCGUCGAUCGAACUGCUUCCAGAUACCCCACCUGAAAUCAUCCCACCACCUACCGAACUCCAGCUUGGCCACCUGUUCCCGUUCAGCAAUGGCCUGCUGGUGAGCUGGUCUCUGUCGGCCAUCGUGAUCCUGCAGCCCUUUGGACCGGAGGGGGCGCUAGUCGUUGGCAGUAAUUUUGGAGAGCUUGGAAACUUGGUUUCAGUGGCUGUGACCAGGCAUGAGAUAUUUGCUCUGAGGAAGGGAUGUGAUAGAUGUCUGGUCCGCAUUGCUACUGCUCCUGAAAUGAAUCUCACUAGAGAACCCUCUAAAUCAGAGAAGGACUUUGGUAGAAUCCAGACAACCAAGCUGAACGUUGUUGAUAACCCUUUCCAGAUGAUCUUGGUUCCUAGUGCACAAGUGUCAUCUGACAGAAUGACUUCUACUAAACUGAAGAACAAAUUCAGCUCCAUGCGGGGCUUUCUCAGCAAAGCAGCAGAUGACUUGGCUGAUAAAGCUGCUGAAACAAAGAAUAAAAUGGAGAAGAAUCUUAAGGGUUCCUUGAAGUUGAAUCUUCCAAUCCCAGAACAGUCUGAGGACAAUGUGAGCAUUAAGAGUGAUAGAUCAUCCAUCAAUGAAGGUGACCAGCAGAGCUCCGAUCCAGGGACCCCUGAAGCAAUGCUUUCAGAUAAAUUGUUUGUGUCUGUCAUAAAUGCUAGCAACAUGAGUGGGGAGAGAUCCCCAACCUCUCCAACUGCACCGCCGUUCAGAAGCCCAGCCACUUCCUUCAGCAAGCAUGCUGAUCGCAGUAGAUCAAACUCCAACGUGAAAGGAGUGAAUGGACAAGCAAGCAGUGUCAAUCAGACGAAAGCAGAUGGACCUAAUACGGAAGGAGUGACUGCGACAGAGGAGGAGAGUACAGCCAUAGCUGGAGACAACCCUAAGGAAACCUUCAGCAGUGCCAUUGAAGUGACGGCUCUGAAAGGCAGAAAGAACAGUGCUGCAGAUAGGGCAGUAUCCAUUGUAAUCACUGAGGACCCAGGUGAGGAUCAGUCAGCAAAGGUCAUGGAGAACCUGAGCAAAAGACUGUCGUACGCAUCAAAGAGUAAUCCAGACAAUUUUGAGAACAUUGGCAGUGGUUAUUCAUCUAGCAUUGUUUUCCAGACAAAGCCCAAAUCAAAAACGAGGAAGAAGAAGAAAACAGUCAAAGGCAAUAAAGGUGUUGCUACUAUUGGUGAGGUUGGCCAACAGUCCCCUUUCAGUAAAGGUCUUGACAGAGAUCAACCACCCAGUCCUAGUCCUAGUCCUGCUAUGACACCCAAGUUAGGAUCUAUUCAAGAAGGAGAGGCUCUAGAAACAGGAGCAUCCAUGAGACCAGGGGUUGAUCCAGAGGCAGUUGCAGAAAGGUUAAGAGCAUUUCCUGGUUCCUCCAUGAGGAACGGCAUUGAGGAAGAUUCUAACAAGAUAGGUGAUAGAGGAUCCAACUCUGCUCAUCCUGAAGAGAGAUUGCUUGGUGCAAUGAAAGAUGGUACAUUAGGGGAACCAUCGCCAGCACCGACUUCUCCCAAGCUUAGCAUCUAUACACCUCCUCGAUCGCUGAGAUCCGAUGCUGAUGAACUCAUGAAAGCAAAUAUUGCUGAGAACUCUAUCAGUGAAACAUUAGAAUUAAACACACCUCAGAACCCAUACAGAAUCGAUCCUGCAAGUAACAACCCUUCAGACUCUGGAUAUCCAGUGAAUGGUCUUAGAUUGGCAGGUACUGGAUUGAGCAUCAGCCUACCAAGGUCUUUGAACUCUAAUGAUAUGCUACCAAAGAAGGAAGGUGAUGAACUGUCCCCAAUAGUCAGUCCCAGGUCGCCGAGGUCACCGAGGUCACCAAGACGGACGUCUGCUGAGGAAGAAGAAGGAAGACAGGCUAGAAGGUUGGGUAUUAUCAUGGAGGACUUUAACUAUAAUGAUGUUCCUGAGGAAGAUAAACAACCAAGCCCAACCACCUCUCCACGUCCACUUUCUCCAGCAGCAGCCAAAGAAAAUACAGAUGAUGUAGCUCCAUUGCCAUUCUUGCCACCAAGAAAGAAGCACAUGCUCUUCAAUAAUGUUAUCAGACAGUCUGCAGCAGGUUCAAGACCUACAUCUGAGUUUGAGGAUAUCUACUCUGAGUACAGACAGACAGUGAUCAUGAUGAGAGAGUCUAUUUAUAUUGAAGAUCCUCCCAAGCCUGUUCAUAAAGAGGAUCAAAAGGAAACCGCCAAUAGCGACAACUCAGAGACAGAGAGCCAAGAAUCUGAUGAAGGAGAGGAAGGAGAAACAUCGCUACCUGAUAGCAUACAGCAGAAGCUUGCUGGCAGCUGGAUGCAAUGCUCCACACCAAACUACAUUUACCAGCUUGUAGCAUCUGAACGUCACAUCUGGUAUGUGGACAACCGUGACAAGGCCCACCACAGUCUUACCUCGGCCAUCGCCUGUAAAUGGAGCAAGCUGAAAGAUGCACCCUGCCGCUUGUUGGCGGUGUCCCCAUCUGGCAGCAUAGUAUGGCGUGUGAAUCCCAAGACUAGUCAUGCUUGCUCCAGUACAGCCAUCACCCAACGCAGUCAUGUUGGCUACCGAUGGAUCGAUGCCUCCAAGGAUGUGUCCCAUGUUUGUCUUGAUGAGAACAUGGCAUGGAUCAUCAAGAACAAUGGACAGCUGUGUGUUCAUAAAGGCCUCAGUCGAGACAAACCUUACACCAAGGACACCUUCAUUGACAGCAAUGUUCAUGCAGUGCAGAUUGCAGCCAACAAUGGUGCUGUGUGGGCCAGGACAUCAACAGACAAGGUGGUGUACAGAGCAGGAAUUACCCUUAAGAAACCUAGUGGUCAGAACUGGAUGGAACUGCCAGAUGAUGAGAACUUGCGGAUGGUGUGUAUCGCUCUGGACUCCAGGAACACAGGCUGGGCCAUCGAUGAUGGUGGUAUGGUGUGGUUCAGGACAGGAGUCACAGCAGAGAAACCCAUGGGAGAUGACCAGAAAUGGUGGCAGGUGUGUAUGAGUGAGUAUCUGAUGGAGGAUCCCAAUGUGCUGCGUAUGAUGGUCAACAUGGCAGGGUCAGCAACCAAGGUGGACAGAGUGGUCAAUUGGCUCAAGAAACAGUGCUACAAGGCUACAGCCAUCGCUGCUAACUCAUCAAGCGUGUGGGUGUGCAGCUCCUAUCACUAUAAGACUACACUGCAUGUGUCCAGGGGCAACCUUCUUGGGUCUCGUUGGGAGCUGUCCAACCCUGUUGGUCUAGCAGCAUCAGCUACCUGGAAGUGUGUCUGUGCUUCACCAUCGUACGGUCCUAGUGGUAUGAUUUGGGCCCUGCAGACCAGCGGAGAGAUCUUCUGCUUCUCUCCAGAGAACCGUAAACCCAACAUGGUACAGUCACCUGAUCAUGUGGCCUUUGAGUACAUUGGAGCUACGUCUGACUCCGUCUGGGCUCUCUCAAGCAACUGGGAUGUCUAUGUCAGGAUGAACAUCUCUGAACGCUGUCCGGGAGGUACACUGUGGAAGAAACUGAAUCUAAAUCAGUUUGGUACCCGUCGCAUCGUUCACUUCACCCUGGGCAGUGAGACGGUGUGGGCGGUGGAUUCUGUAGGUGACAUUCACUUCCGGUAUGGCGUCCAUCUCCCCAAGCAUGAUGCCCUCCCUCUGGCCUGGGUCCCGGUGGAUGGGAAACCGGUCGGCUAUGGCGUCUACUUCACCAAUGUCUUCUGUGGUCCUUCCAACAACAUAGUAUGGGCCAUUGACAAUAAGAAGAAUGUCUACGCCAGGCAGGGGGUGUGCAAGAGUAAUCCUAUUGGACUCGGAUGGGAGCCAGUGGAAGGUACCCAGGCUACUCAGCUGUGUAUGAGUUCUGACACUGUGUGGGCACUUUGUCCUAAUGGGGAGCUGGCUUGUCGCUUUGGCAUCUCUGCUGAUAAUGCUACAGGGGACUAUUGGAAGAAGAUAUCAGGCAACUUCAAAUAUGUGACAGUUUCUCAGAAUGAUGAACUAUGGACAGUCAACAGUGAUGGACGUCUCUUCCAUCGACUCACCAAGAUGUUCAUCCGCAGCUCAUCCACCAAAGCUGCAUCCAUAGAAAGCACUCUACCAGGGGAAGAUGAUUGGGAGCUACUCUAGACAUCUUAGACACUCUACCAGGGGAAGAUGAUUGGGAACUACUCUAGACAUCUCAGACACUCUACCAGGGGAAGAUGAUUGGGAACUACUCUAGACAUCUCAGACACUCUACCAGGGGAAGAUGAUUGGGAGCUACUCUAGACAUCUCAGACACUCUACCAGGGGAAGAUGAUUGGGAACUACUCUAGACAUCUCAGACACUCUACCAGGGGAAGAUGAUUGGGAGCUACUCUAGACAUCUUAGACUCUCUACCAGGGGAAGAUGAUUGGG